AUGGACCAACUUACGGAACAGGGUAGUAGGGUGUCCUUUGCUAGGGUGUGUGUUGAGGUAGAAGCAGCAUCUACCUUACCUGCUAUGUUUAAGGUGGACUGUGAAGGAGCAGAAGCCAUAGUCAAGGUCAAAUAUCAAGGUUUACUCCUAAAAUGUGAACACUGCAUAGCCUUUGGGCAUGAUACAGCUAGAUGUGUAAAAACUCAGGUUGCGACUCUAAUCAACAGCCAAAAAGAAGUACAAAAUCAUCCUGACCCUGGUUGGGAAACUGUCAUGGCCAAGGGCAAGAGGAAAGUGGGAGUUCCAAAUACCUCUACUGAGUUAGCAAGCAAUGAGGAGCAUAAGGAGGAUGGCACCCAACAAACUGAGGAAGAGCAGCCAGAAAUGCAAGCUCAGGUGGAGUCCGCAGUUGCAUUACCUGAUCAAACUUACAGAGAGGUGCUGAACCCAAUAGAUGGUGAGCAAAAGGAUGAUAAUAUGGAUGGAUUGGUGGCCCUUCAAAAGGAACUAGUGGAAAUUACAAGUUUAUUUCUUCCCCAUGACACAGAAUUGAUGGCUAAAGUGGAGAACCUUGUGGAACCCACUCCUGGCAAAGCUCAAACUAGCAAACAAGCCCAAGCAGGCUCAAGUACAAAAGACUAUAUGUUCAGAGUCUGUUUUGUCUAUGCUGGGAAUAAAUAUGAAGUUAGGAAAGAUUUUUUUGAGUACAUGGUUAAAAUCUCCCAAGCUAAGUCCAACACUCCUCUUGUAAUUUUAGGGGACUUCAAUGCUAUUAGAUUCCCUUACGAAAAAUCUGGGGGUUCUAUUAGUUGGUCUAAGGAUAAAAAGGAGUUCAAUUCCCAUAUUUUGCAAGCUGAGCUGGUUGAUCUCUCCUAUGGAGGUUGCCAAUUCACCUGGGCAAAUAAGAGAACCAGUGGGGAUUAUAUUGCUUCCAAAAUUGAUAGAGUGCUGGUAAAUGAGGCUUGGCUUGAUGCAUUCCCUGCUUCAUUUGCUACAUUUUUGCCCUCGGGCAUAUCUGAUCACUCUCCUGCUGUGAUACACAUCUCUGAUAAGGUGACUUCUUUUAAGAAACCUUUCAAAUACUUUGACUUUUGGGCUGACCAUGAGGAUUUCUGCUCUGUGGUUUCUACAAUUUGGAACCAGUACAUUCAGGGUGUCCCUAUGUUCAGAGUGUGUCAGAAAUUGAAAAAUCUGAAACCUGCUCUAAAGGCUUUGAAUAAGAAAGACUUCAGUGACAUUACUACUAGAGUCCACACUUCUAGGUCUGAGCUCCUUUCUCUCAGUCAUGUUGAUCUUCUGGCUGUUGAGGAGAGCUUGGCCCACCAGAAAUCUAGAGUCCAGUGGCUUAGUCAGGGUGAUAGCAAUAGUAGGUUCUUCUUCAAAACUAUUAAGGGUAACAUUAAUAGGGGUAAAAUCUUGAACUUGGAGAUGAUGAAUGGCCAAAAAUCUUCAAAACCUGAGGACAUUCACAAUGCUUUUAUAGAUUUUUUCGCUGGUUUAUUUGGUACCCCUAUUGAUGACCAUUAUAAUGGGUUCGACAGAAUCCAUUCGCUUGUUAAGUCUAAAAUAUCUUCUGACCAAUCGCUAUUGCUUGCUAGCCCUGUGACUGAUCAAGAGAUUAAGGACACCUUUUGGUCUCUUAAAGCCAAUAAGGCCCCUGGCCCUGAUGGCUUCUCUGUUGGUUUUUUCAAGUGCUCCUGGAAUAUUGUGGGGAGAGAGGUCACGCAAGCUAUUAGAACUUUUUUUGAGUCUGGUAGGCUUCUUUCCGAAGUCAAUUGUACCAUCAUAGCUCUCAUUCCUAAGGUCCCCAAUCCUGUUAAAAUCAUUGCUAACAGGAUUAAAACUGUUCUCCCGGAUCUUGUUGAUCCCGUUCAGUCAGCUUUUGUUCAAGGUAGGAGAAUAUCUGACAAUAUUUUUCUAUCUCAGGAGCUUAUGAGAGGGUAUCAUAGGAAGUCCCCUACCCCGAAGUGUGCCAUGAAAGUGGAUAUCAUGAAAGCCUAUGAUAGUGUGAGGUGGGAAUUUAUUAUUGAUAUUCUUAAGGCUAUAGCCUUCCCACCUAUCGUGAUUUCUUGGAUUCAGCAAAUGGAAAUUCUUGCUAAAAUUUUGGUUGAGAAGUCUAUGCAACCGAUGUUUAAGUUCCAUUGGAGAUGUGAGAAGACUAAGAUUAUAAAUCUUUGUUUUGCUGAUGAUCUCAUGAUUUUUAGCAAAGGUUAUGUGCCAACUGUUAAACUUAUUAUGGAAGGCCUUGAGGAAUUUUCUAACCUCUCGGGCCUUACCCCUAAUCCUAGCAAAAGUAACAUCUACUUUUCUGGUUGUGAGAUGGGGUUACGCGCGUCUAUUCUUGAUGUUACUAAAUUCAAAGAGGGCACACUCCCUGUUAAAUAUCUUGGUGUCCCCCUUAUCACUACCAAAUUGAGGGCUACUGAUUGUGCCCCCCUCAUUGAUAGGAUCACCAAAAGAGUGAAGAAUUGGACCAACAGAACUUUAUCUUAUGCGGGUAGGAGCCAACUUAUCCAAUCCAUCCUUUUUUCCAUGCAAGUUUACUGGUCUUCCCUAUUUAUCCUUCCUAAGAAGGUUAUCAGGGAGAUUGAAAGUAUUCUUAGAGCUUUCCUUUGGUCUGGUAGUGAGCUCAAAACUCAUAGUGCUAAGAUAGCUUGGGAUUCUGUGUGCACUCCUAAAAAUGAGGGGGGUCUUGGGUUUAAAUCUCUUGAUAUCUGGAAUAAAGCGGCUAUAGCUAAGCAUGUCUGGUUCCUUUUUUUUGGUGGUGAGAAGUCUAUGUGGUGCCAGUGGGUUAAAUCCUAUUUACUUAAGGGUAGAAGUUUUUGGAGAGUCAAAAUCCCCCCUGAUCCCUCCUGGGUUUGGAGGAAAAUAUUUUCUCUUAGGGACUGGAUGUCUCCCCUAAUUAAUCACCAAAUUGGUUGUGGAACCUCCACCUUCCUUUGGUAUGACAACUGGCACCCUCUUGGUCCUCUAUGGAAUAAGUUCGAGGACAGAAUAAUGUAUGAUUCUUGCCUCAACAGUGAGGCCAAAGUCAGUCAAAUCAUCGAUGGUCAUUCUUGGAAGUGGCCUAUUCCUAAUUCUUGGGAAAUUCAGGAGCUGAUCUCAUCCACUCCUGAAUGCUAUAAACCUAACCCUUCCAAGUGUGACCAAGUUAUCUGGAAACUUACUACUGAUGGUCAGUUUUCCAUUCACUCAGUUUGGAAUCAUUGGAGACAUAGUUUGGGUAGAGUGGAAUGGCAUAAACUCCUUUGGGGCCCUCAUAGGAUUCCUAAAGUCCAUUUCAUUGUUUGGGGAGCUAUCCAUAAUAGAUUGUAUACUGGCGAUAGGUUACUUCUGUUUGGUUUAGCUCCCCAUUCCCAAUGCCCUUUCUGCCUUGACCCUGGGGAAAGUCACUCCCAUCUCUUUUUUAAGUGCAACUUCACCAAUAGAGUUUGGGGUGCUAUUGAAGCCAAAUGCAACAUAAAGUGGCCUGUUUUAGAUUGGCCUGAUAUUGUUACAUAUGCUACUAAGGAGACUAAGGGUAAUUCGCUGAGGGCUAAUAUUCUUAGCAAUGCUUUCUUGUGUUCUAUUUAUCACAUCUGGAUUGAGAGAAAUAAUCGUGUUUUUAACAAAAAAUUUAAGCCUGAAGAGGUGGUUUUCAAAUCUGUAAUCCAGAUGGUGAGAAGUAGAAUGCUGUCCAUUAAGAAUUUACCUAACUCUGCUAGUGACAGCUGGGUCUGUUCAGAGUUCCCUACAUGUGGAUUCAUCAAUGGUAAGGAAGCGCAAGUUGAGUGGUGUGAGCCCCUAAAUUGUGGGUUGAGUGGAGUGAGAUCCUAUAUUGAGGGCAUUGUUUCUGUAUUAAAGUCUAGUAGAUUGUACCUUAUUUGCUGGAGGAACUUACUCAUGGCUGUUCUUACAGGGUCUACUAUAAUGUAUGAGCAGAUCUUGGGUUGCAUGGGUCGGCAGUGGUGUCCAGUUUUGGGGACUGCAGAUUUGUUGCUCCAAAGGUUCCUGGCUAUUCGGUUUUUUGGGUUACUUCAGUGUUUAAGGUCUGCUGGAAAGGCUUGGAAAGGGAGAUUCUGUUCUCUUCCUCUCUUGGUGACUGCUGGUUUGCUGGCUCUUAGUUGGCUGGCAGCUCGCAUGAUUAAUGGUACUGGUUUGUUGAUGGCUGCUUGUAACGCCUUUGUGGACACUUGUCUUUUAAUUUAUAUUCAUGUGUUGGAUUUCUGUGUUUGGAUGCUUGACGGUUUUGAUGUGUUUUUGGCCUACCCGUGCGGGAUGUGCAUGGGUUAUCGCUUGGAUGUGUUCAUGAACCUCAUUCGCAUGUAUGCAGCUUAUGCACAUAUCCUUUUUUGCCUAGCCACUAUUUACAUCGAUAAGAUUGCUCGUUUGGAUGGGGUCCCAGUAUCUAUUGUUUUAGACAGAAAUUCUAAAAUGUAUUUGACUUCUGACAAGCCUUUAAAGGCAAUGAGAACUGAAUUGGGAUUCAGCGCUGCUUUCCAUCUGCAAAUCGAUGUAUAA
Molecule: messenger RNA, 4500 nt
Organism: Camellia sinensis
Lineage: Eukaryota; Viridiplantae; Streptophyta; Magnoliopsida; Ericales; Theaceae
Source: RefSeq, a predicted model, not a curated record